Molecule: messenger RNA, 766 nt
Organism: Zootermopsis nevadensis
Lineage: Eukaryota; Metazoa; Arthropoda; Insecta; Blattodea; Termopsidae
Source: RefSeq, a predicted model, not a curated record
CAGCAAUUAAUGUAGGUCUGAUAACGCAGUUUCUCUCUGUGUGAAACAUGCAGGUCCACAUAUGCAUUCAGUAUACUCAAUAAAUGACGAAAAUAUGAAAUUUACGAAGUUUAUAUUAUUACAGGAACUGCAAUUAAGAUGUAUCUUAUCAUCCUUUUUGGCGUAGUCGGCAAAUUGGCGUUGGUUUCCGGUCAAUGUGAUCUUGGUACUCCAAAACUGGAAAAUGUUGAUUGGAAUGAAUUGACAGGUAAAUGGUACUGGCUCUAUCACACAUCGAAUAAAGUAGAAGACAAUUUAGACUGUGUUCGUACCAUUUACGCGUUCAGCCUCAAUGGAAUUUCAGUUUUCAACACCGUAUAUAAUAAGAGGAAACAGCGUAAAGUUACAUUCGCUAGAGAAGCUUCUAACUUUAGAACAAACGGAUACUUUAACAUUCUCACCGCCAAAUGUAAGUACGAACUGAAGUGUCCAGUUACAUUUUAUUCAGGAAACAAUACCAAACGCUUUCACGAAGAAAGUAAACUGUGUCAUAUAAGGCUUGGGCCACACGACCGUACAAAGUACGUAAGUUUUAACGCACAUCGUGACGUCAGUCAUAAAAUUAUGAUUUGUAAGUACAGACAAUGCUAUUUUUUUCUUUCUAAAUCCUUUCAAGCUGCCACGGUAAUUGGCGGUCGGUUGGUGUCCUCACCUACGUCCGGUGCAACGGACGUACUUUGUUCGGUCUUGUGGACCCAGCCUAAGUUCCCUCUGAAGCCAGUUUGAA